This is a messenger RNA of Aspergillus candidus, 2409 nucleotides long. Its product is annotated as putative PHD finger domain protein. Gene Ontology annotation, biological process: regulation of DNA-templated transcription. Lineage: Eukaryota; Fungi; Ascomycota; Eurotiomycetes; Eurotiales; Aspergillaceae. The record is from RefSeq and is a predicted model, not a curated record. Gene Ontology annotation, cellular component: Rpd3L-Expanded complex; Rpd3L complex; nucleus. Bases 183 to 2342 code for a protein of 719 amino acids. The transcript is spliced from 2 exons.
AGCUCGACCUUGUUUCCUUCUUUUCUUGAUAUCUUUCAUCAUUGCCUUCCACUCGUUCAUCAACUAUUUUUCGUCCGACCAUCAAUCCAUGAUAGAUUCAUCCAUGGCUGUCCCCCCUUCUCUGUUGCCGUCCUAGACCCCCCUGAUCACAAAUCACCACCAUCACCGACCGUACAUUGCCCAUGAGAUUAACCAUGGGUGAUUACCACGAUACCUCCGGGGGUGUCAUCCUGGACGGCCCCUUUGACCCUGAUGCCCAGGCCACAGUGACAGAUUACAUUGACUACACCGAAUACCUGCCCGCAGACCUUAUCCGCUCCCUCACCCUCAUCCGCGGCCUCGACGAACGCUAUCUAGACUCCGCCCAGAAUGUCCACGACCUCACCAACACGUAUGGCCACCUGCCUGACCUCCCCACUGAGGCUCGCCCUGAUGCGCGCACCUUGCGCCGAGACAUCUCCUUCCAGCUGGAUCGCGCCAUUAACGCGCGCGAGUCGGCUUACGCAGAGGCCUGCCGCUUGUACGACGUGGUCGACCGUCAUUUCGUGCGCCUGGACUGUAUCCGACAGAAGCUCGAAGUCCUACCCAAGCCCUCCUCCCGCGAGCCGACCCCGCCACCGGCCCCCGUCGCCACCGGCAAGCGUCGCUCUAAGAAAGAAGAAGAGCGACCCACUCCGCCGACGCGCAUCACCCUACGUCUCGACGGCCAAAACAACUCCCGCGCGGGCUCCGCUCGACAGAAGUCGUCGCGCACGCGUCGCUCCCUCAUCUCCGCCGAUCACCUCAUCGGUCUACACCCGGACUCCCCCAUCGCCAGCACCGAACACUCGGACGCGGAGGCUGAUUCCAAGGAAGAGCCAUCGGAGUCGCCCCCGGCGCCGGUCAAGAAGAACAAGGACAAGCGGAGCCAGCGCGCGCGCACCUCUGGGUCAGCCGGCGCUCAGAAUGGCGGAUCUGGCAUGUCGAUCAGCAACGCGCUGGCGAUGCUCAAGCCGCCGCCGGAGGAUGCCCGACCAGGCAGUCCGGAUAUGCCGUGGCUGCGGCUGACGGAGUGGGAGAUGACCAAAUUGCGCAAAAAGAUGAAGAAGAAUGCGAUCUGGCAGCCGAGCGAGGUGAUGAUCCAUCGAGAGCUGGCGCUGCGCGGACGCGGCUGGGAAGCCUACCGGGCGGCCAAGAUGCAGGCCGAGGCGACGGGCACGGAAUUUAUCGAUUGCGACGACAUCAAAAACACAUACCCGCAGGGGAAGUCUGGGGAGGGGGGCCCGGAUCUCGAGGGCAUUUUCGAGACCAAGCUCAGCAACCGUGGCAUGAAGUUAAACGAGGCCAAGAAGCUCAAGCGCGAGAACCAGGCGCGCGAGCAGGCGGCGGCGGCGGCAGCAGCGGAGGCGGCGAUAGCCAAGGGUCUUCCCAUCCCGCCGAUGCCCGCCAUCUCCGUCUCCCCGACCAAGGAAGACAAGUCGGGCCGGCCGACGCGCAAGAGGAGGCGGGAGGACAGUCCGCUGCUCGAGAUCCCCGAGGUGGAGACGCGGUCGGCGCUGCGCAGUUCUGCCAAGCGCCGCAGGGGCACGCGGGAAUCCCCCACACCGCCGGAGAUCAACGUCUCGACGGGCGACGCUACGGUAACUACCUCCACUACGACCGUGGUGCCUGUGGCCGCAACUGAACAACCCUCCGAAGCGCGACCGUCCCCCCCGCAGCCGUCCCCGACCGGAUCGAAGCGAUCCACGUCCAUCGCCAGGGUGAAGGAGGGCCCGACCAUCACGACUCGAGCGACUGGCACCCCACCGACGACUCAGACCCCGUCGCGCCGUCGGUCGGCCGCAGCCUCAGCGGAACCCGUAUCGUCCGUGAUUGCCGCGGCCGGCCGCGAGCUGCGCCGGAAGAGUGCCACGCCAGCCCGGCGGACCCCCGUGCCCGAGGCGCCGACCAGCGUCCCGGGACGACGGCGCAAGCGACCAGCGCCGGGGCCAGUCUCCUCGGGACAGAACGGCGGCGCCGCAGUCAGUUACGGGCGACGCAAGGCGAAGCCGACCAAGAAGCGGGUAAGCUCGCGAGAUCCGGGAUCCGAGGGCGGACAAACGCGCGAGGAUAUCCGGAUCGACGAGGACGGGGUGGUCGAGGAGAUCGACCCGCACGAGCCGCGGUACUGUCUCUGCGGGGACGUGAGUUUCGGGACGAUGAUCUGCUGUGAGAAUCAAGACUGUGACCGCGAGUGGUUCCACCUGCAUUGUGUGGGCCUAUCGGAGGUACCCAGCCGGACGGCGAAAUGGUAUUGUCCCGACUGCCGGGUCAGAUUCAACAAGGGGACGGAUGGGAUAAUCAAGACCGGGCUGAGGAGAUGAAUGUCUGCUCUCUGAUCUACGAGUGAUGUCUUUGCGGUAUUUCGGAGUUCGGCAGCGAGGCGUUGGU